This is a messenger RNA of Exophiala dermatitidis NIH/UT8656, 3636 nucleotides long. RefSeq lists its product as uncharacterized. Lineage: Eukaryota; Fungi; Ascomycota; Eurotiomycetes; Chaetothyriales; Herpotrichiellaceae. Bases 1708 to 2136 code for a protein of 142 amino acids. The transcript is spliced from 3 exons. The record is from RefSeq and is a predicted model, not a curated record.
GCUUUGCCUGCUUAACGCCGCCAACACCAAACAAUGAUGCAAUCGAACAUGGCCGCAAUUGGAUCGUUCAUGAUCUGCUCAGUGCUGUAUACUUAUUUUUAGCUCUUCCAGUCGUUGGCACCCAGGCAUAGGCAUAUUUCUUGCCCUCCUCAACCGAUCUUCAUCCGUGAAAAAGAAACCAGUGGCAUCGUUAAUCUCCUGUCGUUUCCGGUGCACUUCAUUUUCACACUGGUACUUCAAGCUGGAAACAUACUCGACUUCCGCCCUUUGAUCCAAAGAGCUGAGCUGCCUGGACGUAAAGCCCUGCACCUCCGCAGGAUUGACAAAAUAGUCGACCUUGUAUCUCGGCGUGACUCGAUGCAUGGUGUGCGGCGGGACAGGGGAGUCAUAGCGGACUUGGGGGCCAGGGUUUGGCGUUGAGGAAAAUAGAGAGGAAAGUAACGGGAGAAUAAAAAGCAACAACAGUGGCAGAAGCUGAGUCAACGCAGACAGACCGCUACCGGCAGUUUCUGCGCUCGCAUCCCUCGGUCUUCGUCUCGGGGUCGUGCCACCCAUGCGGUGAACAGUAAAACCUGGACCUCCACCCAUAUUGAACACAAACUGAGGGCCACCAAAUCCUCCGCCUCCUACCAUAGCCCCAUACCUCCACCAAAGAAUCGGUUGAACAAUUCCUCCGGCGAGAUCUCAUCUUCGUACAUCGGGCCACGUCCAGGAGACCUGGCAAAUCCACUGAAAGGACUCGGCCCGCCCGCAGCGGCGCUGCCGCUGCUUGAAAAGCGGUUAUCUGGAUCGCCGCCAAAUUUAUCAUAUCUUGACUUCUUGUCCGCAUCGGAUAAUAUUUGGAACGCUCGGGAGACCACUGUUCUUGUUAGUGCCAACCACCAAGCAAUCGUUCAAUAUACUGACUUUUGAAUGCCUCGUCGGCUCCUUCGUACCCAUUCUUAUCGGGAUGGGUCAAGAGACUCAAUUUUCUAUAGGCCUUUUUGAUCUCGCCAUCACUUGCUGUCUUCUCAACGGCCAGAAUCUCGUAAAACGCCGUUGGGCUACAUCUUCGUAUCCGAAUCACUUCAGCUUUUUGUUGGGGGGUAUAUUUUCGUUCUUGGUUGCCCUGCUUGUGUUCUCGCGAAGUCGCUGAGCCGUUCGCUCUGGCGUCCGAACCAGAAGCGGAUGCGGACAUGCCGCGGCCGGAGUGCGCUGAGGCACUUCAAAAACGAGGGUUUGUGACCGCCGGGAUGCUAAUUAAUGACGACGAAUCUUGCGGGAGGCAGUUGAAAAAGCGGUUUGGUGACUGUUGCUUGACGGUUGCGGUUCUGCGCGUGUGGGAAAGGUGGUCAAAGGAAGAGAAAUCGCAUGCAGCGCCGCAAUACUACUAGCAGCAUUGUAAGGUGCUGGUGGGUUGGGUUCGGGCGCCCGCAGCCGCUGCCAAAGAGUCUCGUCAGAAAUAAUAAUAAUGGGGACGCUGCAGCGGUGCCGGCAACUGGACUCGUUAGGCUCAGUCUGACCAUGACGCAGCAGGCUCACGGUGCUGCUGGUAGUACCUCAACGCCGGUAACUUUGAUGGCCUUGUUUUCCAGCUACAAGAUCAAGUCCUUACAGCCUCAAGUUCUGCACGAGUAAUCACCAACGUCCUUGAGACAGACGUCUGCUCUACCCGCAUGAUCACAUCCUGAUUCUGCGGCCCAUACAACUGCGCACCCAUACAUCGCGAUGGCUGAUCCGCGUAAACAAGAGCAGGCUAAAGAAUCCCUCUUUCACACUGCCAAAAGAUGGGGAGUCUACUUACUUACGCUCUUGACAGAAAAUCCUGUUCCUCCAGCUCUCCUUGCUACCCUAGUUUUUGCGCAGCAUGCCCGGCCUUUCCAACCACUUCCAAUGGUGUUUCCGCCAUUGCUCCUAUUCUCGACGUAUUUGAACCUUCAAGGCUAUAAGAUUGAUAGCGCAGGGACUACGGCUGCCCUUAGUGGGACAUAUCUGAUCCUCGCUGGCAGAAGGAGGGUCGGCUUCAUGAACAAAUUCGGUGCCCGAGGCAUCGUUCGAGGCGCGACCAUUGGCCUCUGCCUGGUCAACCUAGUUGGCGGCGGUCUCGCCUAUGGAUUUGGUAGGAGAUCAAAGGAGGAUGAAGAGAGAGGCUUAUAAUGCCGCUGUUGUAUAUCUAUUGACGGCUAUCUCUACGAUUGCGCCACUUCGACGAAAGCACGCAACAACACCAGUCGGGUCUUGCGUCUGGAGCCAGUCCCUGAAUCGGAUGGACCAGACCUGGCACAGAGCCAAAUCUAGCGUUGGGAGGGUCAAAAUAGCCAUGGGCUAAGGACGCCAGUUUCUCAGUGUUGAGGGAUGGUUUCUGAUAUUUCACGGAGGAGAAACUCAACCACAAACAAGGCGGUCACCAUCCGAUCGCAGGCGGAUGAGAUGGCCUGUCUUUGCAGUUAUGUGCAGCCAAAGCGCAUGGAGUUUGGGGAUGUUUCUCCUGCUUGAACCUUGGCCAGCUUGGUCACUUGUCGCUGGAAGAGAGAUGGGUUGAAGGGGAGUGAGGACUGCUCUCUAGUCCAGGUGUCAAGCUGGGAAUUUCUACCAGUCGCAUCAUCUUUUCUUUGCAGACGAGUAAGCGUGGUUUGACAAAAUGUAUCUGCCCGCAAUCAGCCAGACCAACUUGACGCUCUCUUGCUGACAGUAGUAAAGCAGUACUACUACUUAGGGAGGACUAGACGGCAAGGCUCCGGCUUAAAUACACAAGGCUGCGUAACUUGUGCAAAACAUGCCAAGCUCCGCAAACAUUUCGCAAAGAGCAUAAAUCUUCGUCCCAGCACCUCUGCGACUUGGUUUUCCUCUUCUUCACAUUUAUUGUCAAGGCGCUCUACAUACCCUUGUUGAAUGCAUUUUAUAAGUUGCGUUGACACAUUCCCGAGUCGCCGAGAUCGAUCCAAGCAGCCCUUCUAAUCCGUCCCACUUGGAUCCUGCAGUGUCUUCGACUUCGGUCGGGAUUCGUGGUGGUGCCGGUUCGCUUGUGGCUCACAUCUCUUUACAGAAAAAGAAAAAGAAAAAAAGUCAUCUAGUUAUUAUGCGAUAUAACUUGUUUCACAAUCACCCUUCUUCGUUCUCAUUUUGCCCAUUGUGUCUUCUUUUCGUUCUGUGGUUUUAGUGCAUUCGUCACGUGGUUAAUGUGGGUAGAAUUUGUCCCAAGGCACUUUCGAAGCUUCAUCAAUCCAUUGCGCCAUGAUUGAUGUUGUCAAAAUCAUGCCGAGAUCAAAAUCUAUUUUAGAAAAAGGUACGAGAAUAACCUUUGUCUCUAUCGUGUUUCACCCUUGCUCUGGUCUUCGCAUGAAGACUGCGUGGGCGUGGGUCCUCUCUGAGGAGAUACAAUUCAUGGUAUAAAUAAAAAUGAAUGCCAAAGAAAAACGAGUAAAUGAUGUUUUGAUAUUGUCAUAAGACCGUCUAUUUAAUGUGGCAAGUCAAUGGGUUCCAUCAAAAGCAGUUGCUACCUCGCAGGGAGGAUUCUGUGUUAUUCGUACAACCGGACUCCGGUGCUGGUGUAGCUCUCUUAGUCUGUCGCCGAGCAUGUAUCUCAGCUCAAAUGUAAAAGGCCACUGAGUCUACGCUCGCCUUUUAAUUCUAUCCCAGCUUUGCCUCUUGCGUUAG